Messenger RNA from Desarmillaria tabescens, 2310 nucleotides. RefSeq lists its product as uncharacterized. NCBI's taxonomy places the organism in Eukaryota, Fungi, Basidiomycota, Agaricomycetes, Agaricales, Physalacriaceae. The transcript is spliced from 3 exons. Gene Ontology annotation, molecular function: protein binding. Bases 1 to 2310 code for a protein of 769 amino acids. The record is from RefSeq and is a predicted model, not a curated record.
AUGCUCUCUGCUAUUCCACCACCACCACCUCUUAUAUUUAAGGGUCGAGAUAGUUUAGUACAAGAGGGCACAGAUAAUCUUCUUUCUGACUCUCCUCAUCCUAUUGUUAUUAUGGGAUUUGGUGAUAUGGGGAAAACAUCAUUAGCAUUGAAAUUGCUGGAUGAUGUAGCUGUAAAAAAUAAAUAUGGAGCAUGCAGAUACUUCAUUCCUUGUGAUGAAGUUUGCAGCAUUGAGCCUACUAUUGGGAUAUUAAUACAAACUGUAAUGAGAUUAAUGGGGUUGCAAACCACCAGUGAUCCUAUAAAACAGCUAUAUGCUAUAUCAAAGCCAAUGAUCCUACUUUUUGAUAGUUUUGAGACUAUUUGGGAUAAAAGUAAUAAUCAAAGUGUUCAAAGAGUUUUAGAGCAGUUGAAUACUAUAACACAUAUUACUCUGAUGAUUACUAUGAGAGGAAAUAUUCCUCCUAUAGACAAUAUUGACUGGCUGUUAUUACCACAUAAUGGUCUAUCAUCAUUAGCUGAAUCUUCAUCAUUAGAAGUAUUUACUGCUAUUUCAGGAUAUAGUGAUAGUAUAAAAACAGUCGUAAAACUAGUUGAAAAGCUAGAAGGAUGGCCAUUAGCUCUUAUGUUAAUGGCCUAUCAAGCUAAAAUUCUUCAUCCAGAAGUGCUUUUAGAGAGCUGGGAUAAGGAAAAAACCUCAUUAUUAGAAAAACCAGGAGCUCAAUCACAUCACUUAACAAGUGUUAAUAUUUCAAUCAAACUUACCCUUCAAUCACCAUUGUUUUCAAAACCAAAUAUUUUCAAGGCGUUAAGUAUGAUAUGCUAUCUUCCUGAUGGUAUUCCUUCAUGGAAAAAGAUAUUAAGCAAAAUGCUACCAGAUCUUUCAGAAAGAAUUGGAAUCAUAUCUAAUUUAUUACAAUCUAAAAUUAUAUAUGAAGAUAGCAAAGGAGGAUUGAAAAUAUUACAACCAAUUCAGGAAUAUCUGAAAGUGUAUUUUCAGAAGCCAGAUAUAUAUAUAAAACAGCAGUUUUGCAUUUUUUAUCUUAAUGAGAGUAGACAAUUUGAAUUUUCAAUUUCACAAAAAAAUGCAAAAUUUGGUUUAUCUCAUUUAAACAAUUUUGAAUGGAUAUUUAAUGAGAUUUUGAUUAAUUCAAAAAAUCAGAAUAUGCAAUAUUUGUAUGCUUUAGCAGUAUUAUUAUUAGGCAAAAGAUUACAUAUGUUUAGUCAACAACAAGCAGCAUUAGAGAAAGUAAAUGAGGCAAUGCAAAUCUUUGAGACAAUUGAUAACUCUCUUGGAGUAGCACAGUGUUUACAAAGCAUGGGAGGUAUUUUAAAAAUGAUAAAUCAAUAUACAGAAUCAAAAAUCAAGCUAGAGAAAGCAAUACAAAUAUUUGAGACUAUUGGCAAAUCUCUAGGAGUAGCACAGUGUUUACAAAGUUUGGGAAAUAUUUUACAGAUGAUAGACCAAUAUUCAGAAGCAAUAAUCAAGCUAGAGAAAGCAAUGCAAAUGUUUGAGACUAUUGGAGACUCUCUUGGCAUAGCACAAUGUUUACAAAGCUUGGGAGAUAUUCUGCAGAUGACAUUAACAUAUCAAUAUUCAGAAGCAAAAAUUAAGCUGGAGAAAGCAAUGCAGAUGUUUGAAACUAUUGGUGAUUCUCUUGGAGUAGCACAAUGUUUACAAAGCUUAGGAAGUAUUUUGCGGAUAACAAAUCAAUAUUCAGAAGCAAUAAUCAAGCUAGAGAAAGCAAUGCAAAUGUUUGAGACUAUUGGAGACUCUCUUGGCAUAGCACAAUGUUUACAAAGCUUGGGAAAUAUUUUAGGAAUGAUGAAUCAAUAUUCAGAAGCGACAAUCAAGCUGGAUAAAGCAAUGCAAAUGUUUGAGACUAUUGAAGACACUCUUGGAGCAGCACAGUGUUUAAAAAACUUGGGAAAUAUUUUGGGGAUAACAAAUCAAUAUUCAGAAUCAAAAAUCAAGCUAGAAAAAGCAAUGCAAAUGUUUGAGACUAUUGGUAAUUCUGAUGGAGUAGCACAGUGUUUGCAAAGCUUGGGAAAUAUUUUGCGAAUAACAAAUCAAUAUUCAGAAGCAACAAUUAAGUUAGAAACAGCAAUGCAAAUGUUUGAAACUAUUGGCAACUCUCUUGGAGUAGCACAAUGUUUACAAAGCUUGGGAAAUAUUUUACGAACAACAAAUCAAUAUUCAGAAGCAAUAAUCAAGCUGGAAAAAGCAAUGCAAAUGUUUGAGACUAUUGGCAACUCUCUUGGAGUAGCACAGUGUUUAGACAGUAUCAAAUCUUGUCAAGCAUAUUUAUGA